CCUGGUCGUGAUGCGAAGGGUGCUGCUCUGGCUCUGUUCACCGCUCGUCUCCACCGCCCUGACGUCACUACCCAUAAGGCUGUGCUGCAGGCUAUCAUCUUUCAGCUGGACAAAGCCAUUGAGAGUGUUGACACCCAGAGAGAUGGCUUGAUAUUCAUCUAUGACAUGACCAACUCCAGCUAUGGGAACUUUGACUAUGAGCUCUGUGUGAAGAUCCUCGACCUCCUCAAGGGUGCGUUCCCAGCGCGUCUGAAGUGUGUGUUCAUCGUGUCGUCUCCUCUCUGGUUCCGAGCUCCCUUCACCGUCCUCAGACUCUUCGUACGUGAGAAGCUGAGAGAGAGGGUGUGUACAGUGAAGGCCCACGAGCUGUCCAAUCACAUCCCAGUCUCUUCUCUUCCGGAGCACCUGGACGGAACCUCCCAGUACAGCCACGUUGCCUGGAUACAGUCCUGUGUCAAAACACACACCGCCCCGGGCGAGACACACACACACCCGCACGACACGCACGACUGCGUGGGCAGCCUGUUGCGCUCCUACAGCCUCGAGCCCCACAACGCUAGCGCCGCCGCUACGUUAGCCGCUACGCGAACCUCCACAGGCUCCCACUCAGAUUCACCGCUACUGUUAGCCUCCGAGCUAGCGUUAGCCGCUACGGCUAACUCCAACUGCUACGACGAUAGUAAUGCUAACCCACACAUCCACUGUGGUGCAGUGAAUGGCAGGACUCGAGGCCAGGUCCAGAGCAGCCCCCAGCGCUCUGGGCCACAGACGAACCACCAACACUGGAACGGCUCUGCCGGUAGUGGGGGCGUUAGGGCAGGGUUGGAGGUUAAUAACGUUGGGGGGGUGGUGAGGUCUGGGGUUGUUAGUGGCGCUAGCCCCAAUGCUAACGGCGUGAAUGGCCGCCAGCCCCCGCCCCAGUCGGACACGCCCCCAGACACACCCCUCCACCCCAAAGUAGUAGGAGCAAUGAUGAGUGACAGGUCAGAAGCGCCCGACCACGGAACACCGAACGAGGAAGCGAGGGAAGGAGAGGAGGAGGAGGAGGAGGAGGAGGAGGAGGAGGAUGAGGUAGAAGGGGUUCCUCCUCUCCCCCAGAAGUCUCUCCCCCGCGCCCCUCACCCCCCGGCAUCCCAGUGCCCCCACCUCUCGUCAGAGCCAGAUGAGGACCCUUGUCCCCAGGAAGAGGUGUCUGUACACAUGCCUGAUGGGGUAGGGAUGAGCGUGAUGGAGCUGGUGGAGCACGUGAAGAGGAGCAAGAAGAAAGGAAUCUACCAGGAGUAUGAAGAGAUACGCAGGGAGCCUCCUACUGGUAGCUUUGACUACAGCAAGAAGCUGUCCAAUCAGAUCAAGAACAGGUACAGUGAUGUCCUCUGUCUGGACCAAUCACGUGUGAGACUCUGCCAGCUCUGUGAUGACAACGACGAGACGUCGGACUACAUCAAUGCCAGUUUUAUGGACGGGUACAAGAGGAGCAACGCUUACAUCGCUACUCAGGGUCCUCUGCCGAAGACGUUUGGCGAUUUCUGGCGCAUGGUGUGGGAACAGAUGGUCCUGAUAGUUGUCAUGACUACCAGGGUGGUGGAACGUGGGAGAGUGAAGUGUGGUCAGUACUGGCCAAUAGAGGAGGGGAGAACAGAGCAGCAUGGACUCUUCCUGGUUAGGAACACACUCAUCCAGCUAUACCAGGACUUCAGACUGUCUCACCUCGAACUACACAACAGACAGACAGGUGAGACGAGGGAGGUAUCCCACUACCUGUAUGUCAGCUGGCCAGACUUCGGUGUGCCCAAGUGUGCGUUGGCCAUGUUGGAUUUCCGUGAGCACGUGCAGCAGCGGCAGGAGGCGGCGCAGAAGAGUCUGGGAGCUGAGUGGGCGGGACCUCCAGGCGGCCCCCCGCUGGUCGUACACUGCAGCGCAGGCAUCGGACGCACAGGUACGUUCUGUACCCUGGACAUCUGUCUGUCCAGGCUGGAGGACAUUGGGACGGUGGAUGUGUGUGAGACAGUGAGAAGGAUGAGGACCCAGAGAGCCUUCAGUAUACAGACCUGGGAUCAGUAUUAUUUCUGCUACACGGCUGUCAUCGAGUACGCACAGCGACGCGGCAAACUGACCCCAGUACAGUGGUCCGAUUCAGACCUAGAGACAGACAGCGAGUGACGGGACAGAGGAGGGCGGUG
Messenger RNA from Coregonus clupeaformis (lake whitefish), 2180 nucleotides. RefSeq names its product protein tyrosine phosphatase non-receptor type 9b (gene ptpn9b). Gene Ontology annotation, biological process: protein dephosphorylation. Lineage: Eukaryota; Metazoa; Chordata; Actinopteri; Salmoniformes; Salmonidae. Gene Ontology annotation, molecular function: protein tyrosine phosphatase activity. The record is from RefSeq and is a predicted model, not a curated record.